This is a messenger RNA of Haliotis rubra (blacklip abalone), 3711 nucleotides long. RefSeq names its product cytochrome P450 4A25-like. The transcript is spliced from 12 exons. Lineage: Eukaryota; Metazoa; Mollusca; Gastropoda; Lepetellida; Haliotidae. The record is from RefSeq and is a predicted model, not a curated record. Bases 167 to 1696 code for a protein of 509 amino acids. Gene Ontology annotation, molecular function: iron ion binding; monooxygenase activity; oxidoreductase activity, acting on paired donors, with incorporation or reduction of molecular oxygen.
UUUCCACGUACCGUUUCGGUUCUAAGAAUAAAGUUGAUUCUAUCUACUGUGUACCGAAACGUUAAAAGCCACAGUGAAUUGACAGCUCGUUCAGUAGGACCCAGAUCUGGACGACUGCGUUGAUGUUGGAGACAUUGUUGCGUUAACGAGAGUCUAUCAUUUCACGAUGUCUGUGGUUGGUGUUGACGCCCAGUGGGACUGGUGGCGUCGCGGGGCUGCUCUUUCCGUCGUCUGUGGGGGAACUGUUAUCUGGGGCAUUUGGAUAUAUGUGAAAAAGCAGUGGUUUUCUCCACUCAACAAGAUACCUAGCCGGCCGAGAGAGAGCCUCUUCUAUGGCAACAUGGAGGAGUAUUUCAAGGGGGACAAGAUGGACGUUUACACGGAGUGGAUGCGAGAAAUGGGGACCGGCGUGAUCCGCUACUUCCACUGCAUGUGCGAGCAGCGGGUGAUGAUAGCUGACCCCAAGGCCAUGUACCACAUCCAAUACACAAACAGCACCAACUACGUCCGACCCAACUAUGUCAAAACGGUUCUGGAGCCAGGGAUAGGUAUGAGUCUGUUGUUUAUGAAUGAUGAGGAGCAUUCGGUUCACCGCCGACUGUGUGGCCAGGCGUUCAAGACGACGGUCCUGCAGAGGUUGAUCCCAGCUAUGCAGACACACGGGGAAAGGCUGGUUGACACUUGGACAAAAAAGACUAGGAAUGUAGGAGAGGGGUUGGUGGAAGUGGCCGAGGAUCUGAGUAAACUGACGACGGAGAACAUUGCCAAGUGUGGGUUUGGGGUCAAAAUGUGUGACUUAUCAGCAUCUCACGAAGACGUUGCAAAAGCUUUCAACGGUGUUUCCAAAUAUAAGCCAGGGAAACUGAGGUUCCUCUGGGCCAAGCUCGCCAUGAACCUGCCAACUAAAGCAAACAGGACGUAUUCAAGAAAUCUUAAAGUUUGCGACAAGAUAAUUGAUGAAGCAAUUCGCAUCAAACAGGCCGCCAUCGACACAGAAGCAGUUGAGGAGGAUGGUAUGAAAGACAUCCUGAGCGUCCUGAUGCUCGCCAGGGAUGAGGAGACAGGCCAAACACUCUCCAGGAAGCAACUCCGGGAUCACGCCAUGUUUUUCUUUGCUGCUGGGAUUCAGAAUACGGCCACCUGCAUGUCCUGGUGUCUCCUGGCGCUGGCCACGAGACCGGAAAUACAGGAACGAGUCAGGUCAGAGGUCACCAAGCACCUGCCUCCUAGAGGAGAGCCAAUCACAGACGCCCAUCUCCUCGAGUUGAAGUAUCUGGACUGUGUAAUCAGAGAGACCUUAAGGUUCCAUCCCGUCAUCACCAACUACAACAAACAGGCCGUCAAGGACGACACCAUCAACGGAUACAGCAUUCCCGCCGGCACCAUCGUCACUCUGUGUGUGGAGGCACUACACAGAAAUCCCGACAACUGGGAGGAUCCUGAUGAAUUUCAGCCCGAAAGGUUCCGUCUCCAGGAUAAUAGUCAAGAGAAAAACCAAAAAUGGCGUCCGUUUGGAGCCGGAAAGAAGAUGUGCCUUGGCUACAAGUACGCCAUGAUGGAGAUGAAGGUGACCUUGGCCUUGCUGUUACGUGAUCUCGAGUUCACGAAGGAUGACACGGACUACGGCAGAAAGAAAUGCAUCACAAUGUUUCCCGAUCCCCCGCUGACGUUGCAGACGCGCCUCGUCAAGAAGUGAAGGUCGUGGCCGAGUUAAAAAUCCUGUUUAUGAGACAGUAUUUCAAUAAGAAACAGGUUUUGAGUGAUUCAAAUGCUAAACCUCACGAAAACGUUUGGUAUGUGUAUCUCGAGUUCGAGAUAGACAGUCUAAGGCAGCAGGGACCGCAGUAAAGGUUCGAGAUAUGUGUACAUUCGAGAUAACAGAUAACCUUCGACUGUAUUUUGAGCAUUUUGUAUCACCUCGGAGGUACAUAGUUUCAUUUUUUAGGUUUGGCCUCGGUGAGAAGUAGAGUUAUUGUGUUGUAAAUAGUGAAUACGGUACUAAUCGUUGUCUUGUGUGAGAACAAAUGUCUGAGUCGACAGAUUAGAGCCUGUGAGCCGUUUACUGUGGUAAACACAAUGUGAUAAGCGACUCAUCUAAAUAAGCCAUUCGUCAGACAAUCACCACGCCACACACCUGUCAGCACAUCAUAAGCAAUACAGCUUUGUACAAAUGUAUAUCUGUUGAUGUUUCCAAGAUAACCCCCUGAGUAUAAUCGACACAAAUUGUCUUCCCUAACAUUUUAUCAUUGAUUUGGGUGAAAAAAAACCCGACUUUCUCAACGACUUGUUUAAAAUGUGUAUCUACACAAACUGCUGCGGCAGUUUCCAUAAGAAAUUGUGUAUAAAAUGCUGUAAAACUCACUUUGAAUUUAAAAACAAAUUGGGCCCACCUUCAUCGCAUUUAAAAGUUGAAAAAUAACGGGUACAAAGUGACAUUUCGAGUCCUGUUCUAGGUUGUCCUUGAUUACCACUGUUACAUCCGGUUGAAUUGAGUCAAGUUGCCACUAGUGUUGCCAUUACUGAGGGUUCUUGAAAUUGUCAAACAUGAACGAAGGUCAUUUGCUAAACAAAGUGGACGCUCAGUUUGAGCCGACUCUCGGAAUAUAUGUAAAUACUGAAAGUACCUUUCGCCAAACAUAUUAACCAGACAACGGGUAUAAAAUACCUUGUGUGUGUGUGCGUGCGUGCGUGCGUGCGUUUACCUAAGCGCAUGAUUCUUUGAGUAUCUCUGAUUGAUUUUCCAAUAUGUAAAUACUGAAAGUACCUUUCGCCAAACUGAUUAUGCAGAGAAGAAUUAAGUAACACGCGUGUGCAUGUGUGUGCGUGUUAAAUUGUGUGUACAUGUAUAUAUGUAUAAAUGUGUGAGCGCAUGUGCGUGCGUGUGUGAAUGUCUUUGCGUCUGCCAAAGUAAAAAAAUUAUUCAGACCUGCGUAUAUAUUGAAAUCCCGUGAAUGUGUUUGUUUUUUUAACGUUUUUAACAUUGUAAUCUCAUCAAGCAUUUCUUGCAGAAAACAUGGUUUUACUUUACAUGCCACUCCUUCUUCACAGCAUUGCUCUGUAAUAAUAGCAUUACAAGCAUUAAUCUUUUUAUAAGUUUCCUUCAUGUGAAAUUUUACUUUAAGUGAAAUUACACUUAAAUAGGUUCGCUGUGCCAGUUAAAUCUUGUUUAUUCGUAGUGUGUUAAUGUUUUGUUUAUUUACAGUUGAAUAUAUAUAUAUUUCAAUAAUUUGCCCAGUAUAUCAAUAUUGAUUUUUUUAUUAAUUUAUGUAAUAUUAGAUUUUAUACGAGCAUCACUUAACAUUGUCGCUUGUGCCAAUAGGUUGUGCCAAAUGGGGUUAAUCAAUGACGAUAAGCCUGUGAUAUAGUUGUACCAAGUAUCUUGAUAGUUUUGCAAUAAAUCAUACUUUUCAACACCUGUGAUAAAAUCUUUGCACUGGCUUCCUGUUCAAUACCAAGUUGACUUCAACGUUCUCUGCAUAUGGUUACAAUGUGUGAAGCCCAUUUCUGGUGUCCCCGCGCUGUGAUAUUGCUGGAAUAUUGCUAAAAGCGGCGUAAAACUGAACUCAAUCAGUCAAUAAUAUCACACCUGUAACACAGGCUUUGUUCAUGGUAUGAAUACAUUGUAUGAUACCCUGUGUCUGUUUCAUUUGAAGAUAAUAUGAACGUCCAAGAUCUGUAUAUGCAAGAAUUCGAUUAAACGUAUUUCCAUUU